UGGAGUGGGCGGUGACGUCACCGGAGCCAGGCCGCGGUCGAAAGGGGCGGAGCCCGGAGGAGAUUCCCGAGGCACCUGGCAGUAAACGCGGCUCCGGCGGAAUACGCGGCUUUCCAGCGGUGCCGGAGGGUUCGCGGGGCGCGACCAGCACAGCAGCAUGAAUUCGUCCAGGAGGAGCGAGAGCGACUGGCAGGGCCUCGUGAGCGAGUUCCUGGUGUGCCGGCGGAAACUGGAGAGCAAGAAGGAGGCCCUGCUGAUCCUGUCCAAGGAGCUGGACACCUGUCAGCAGGAGCGGGACCAGUACAAGCUGAUGGCCAACCAGCUGCGGGAGCGUCACCAGGGACUGAAAAAGAAGUACCGGGAGCUCAUAGACGGCGAUCCAUCGCUGCCGCCCGAAAAACGAAAUCAGGUGAACCUGGCUCAGCUGCUGAGGGACUCGAGGGAACAGGGCAGACAGCUGAGCGAGCAGCUGAAGGAGCUGAGUCAGCGUCUGGCGGAAGUCCAGGGCGACAACAAGCUUCUGAGGAUGACCAUCGCCAAGCAGAGGCUGGGUGAUGAGGAGGUGGGUGCGCGACACUUCCCAGCCCACGAGCGCGAAGACCUGGUGCAGCAGCUGGAGAAGGCCCGGGAGCAGAACGAGGAGCUGGAGCACAGCCUGAAGGCGGCGACGGACGAGCUGCAGGACGUGAAGGCCGAGCGAGCUGUGUUCCAGGAGAAAGCCAGCCGCCUCAACCGGGAGCUCAACCGCGUCUUGGGGGGCGAGGAGAAUCGCAUCAUCGACGUGGACGCGCUGUGCAUGGAGAACAGAUAUUUACAUGAACGACUUAAGCAGGUACAAGAAGAGGUGAACUUGCUCAAAAUGAACGUCUUGAAAUACAAGAGCGCUUUGGAGAGGCGGAAGAAUUCCAAAAUCUGUGGCAGGUCCAACAGCAGCGCCCUGACGGGAGUCCUUUCGGCCAAACAAGUGCAGGAGCUCCUGCUGUCUGAGGACAAUGGCUGUAGCCUGCCGGCCACACCCCAGUCCAUCUCUGACCUCAAGUCCCUGGCUACCGCCCUGCUGGAGACCAUCCACGAGAAGAACAUGGUCAUCCAGCACCAGCGUCAAACCAACAAGAUUCUGGGAAACCGAGUGGCAGAGCUGGAGAAGAAGCUGAAGACUUUGGAGAUGGCUGGAUUGUGGAGUCUUCCAGGCCUGACAUACAAUGUGUCCUUGGGACUUGCGAGAGGAGGAAGAGGUGCAUCGGUCCCAAACGCAAGCGAAGGUCCCGGGUCCCCACCUCCAGAGCCUGUGGGGCCGCCGGAGGAACAGCCGGCCCAAGACAACGGGAUGGUCAGCGGGGAGGUAUCGAUCGGGGAGCAAGACACUCCGGAUUACAGCGACCCCGAGGUGUCGCCCUGCUCCCGGGGGGGUCCGGAUGGAAGCAGCGAGGAGGGCGCACCUAUUUGUUUGGACACUUCGGAGCUAGACGCCGGAGACGGGGGGGAGACGGACAGGUUGGUGGCGGACGCGUGGGAGCCCAGAGAGGAGCUGGGUGCCGUCCAACAGGAGGGUGCAGAAGAGGCGGACACCUCCGUGGAGGAGUUGGGGGAGGACGCCGUCGCCGGGGCCCCUCCCUGUCCGACAGAGCCGUAUUCCCCGCUAGACAAGUACUCGGAAUUGUCCCUCCCACUUGCCCUUUCCAUCGAGACGGAUCCGCCCACAGAGGCGGGCCGCUCUUCAGGGCACGGUCAAGGGGCGGAGCUUCCGGAGGAGUCUUGCAGCAGGAAGACCCCUAGCCCUGCAGAUGACCGUCAGCCUACCGACGACCAGCUCUCCAACACAGAGCAGUUGGGUCCUUUCAGGACUGUAGAGAGGGACGCCAGCUGUUCAAGAAACGGCCUGUCGUAGGCCUUCGUCCGCACGAAGAGCACAGGAAGCGCAGCCAUUUCGUUCGGGCAUCACCUUUGCGACCUGCCGCACACGGGCCCAUGGCCUUUUAUCACCCAAAUUCUUUCGGUUUCCGUCAUUUGAACUUCAUGGUCAAUGCUAGUAUUCCUCGGGCGGUAUCCGGGUGGUUUUAGGUCGGUUACAAAACCCCCGUACUGCUUUACCGCCACGUCACCGUUCGGACCGACU
Scleropages formosus (Asian bonytongue) is the source of this 2116-nucleotide messenger RNA. It is a transcript of the gene ccdc149b, whose product is annotated as coiled-coil domain containing 149b. Lineage: Eukaryota; Metazoa; Chordata; Actinopteri; Osteoglossiformes; Osteoglossidae. The coding region runs from base 158 to 1888 and encodes 576 amino acids. The record is from RefSeq and is a predicted model, not a curated record. The transcript has 13 exons.